AUGACAUGCUCAUCUUCAUCAACACCCACAGCGCCGGCACUCUCCAUUCUCAACUCACAGCCCCAGCGACUCUCAGGUCCGGCUCUCCUCCACAGACUUGUCAGGGACAACUCGCCCCAUGAUGUCCCUGCCAUCGACUACAAAGGCUCAGGCGGGCCCCACAGGUCCGUCUCUUACGCAGAGCUUCACCGCCGGGCAGAGGGGCUGGCGAAGAGGAUAUUGGUGGCCUCGUCCGGAGACGACCAAGAGCAGGGACAACUCAUCGUCCCGCUCCUCCUUCCUCAGUGCCCAGAGCUUUACAUCUCGCAGCUUGCUGUCCUGAAGGCCGGAGGAGCCUUCUGUCCGCUGAACCUCGACGCCCCGCCAGAACGAGUGCGAUUUAUAUUCCGUGAUGUAGCGGCCAGAGUUGUUAUUACAUCCAAAGCCCUCCGCUCCAAGGUUGACGCCCUAGAAUCUGCCGUGGCGGUUGUGGUGGUAGAUGAAGAUGGCGUCCAGGACGAUCAAGACGUGGACGGCCAUAUCUCGCAAGACAUCAGGCCGGAUAGUGUCGCAUAUGUCAUGUAUACCUCUGGUUCAACAGGAACACCCAAAGGAGUGGCAAUUUCUCAUGAUGCUGCGACACAGGCCCUGCUCGCCCACGACCGUCACAUUCCUCAAUUUGUACGGUUCCUUCAAUUUGCCGCCCCUACCUUCGACGUCUCCGUCUUCGAAAUAUUCUUUCCCCUGCUGCGAGGUGCCACCCUCGUGAGCUGCAACAGAGCAGAUAUGCUCAACGACCUCCCUGCUGUGCUGAGAGACAUGAAGGUUGAUGCUUGUGAAUUAACACCAACUGUGGCUGGCAGCCUACUCAGAUGCCGAGAUAAUGCUCCAGGCCUUCGCUUGCUUUUGACGAUAGGCGAAAUGUUGACAGAACCUGUUGUCAGAGAAUUCGGAGGGGAUAUCGGCAGGUCCAGCAUCUUAUGGGCCAUGUACGGUCCAACAGAAGCGACUAUUCACUGCAGUCUUCAGCCGUCAUGCAAGUCGUCCUCCUCACCAAACAAUAUCGGCUUUCCCUUAGACACUGUAUCUACCUUGAUCCUGGAACCUCUGAAAGACGAUGGCUCUGGUGAUUUCAAGGUGCUGGCGAUGGGUGAGAUGGGAGAGUUGGCGGUGGGCGGCCACCAGACAGCACUUGGCUACAUCAACCGGCCGGAACAGACCUCAAAAGUCUUCAUCGAAACCCCUUAUGGCCGCUUAUACAGGACAGGAGAUAAGGCGCGCUUCAAGGAGGACGGUACUAUUGAGUGCUUUGGGCGGAUUUCUGACGGUCAGGUCAAGCUCCGUGGGCAGAGGAUCGAACUUGGCGAGAUAGAACAGGCGGUUCUCCGAGCACCAGGGUGUCAUGGGGCGGUGGCAUCUGUGAUCCACGGCAUCAUAGUCGUCUUCUGUGAGACGGAUCAACAAAACGACAAAAUCAGUGGUCAGAUCUUCCAGCUAUGCUCAGAAUGGCUCCCUGCGUUCAUGAUUCCUGGAGAUGUCACUCUCAUGAAGGCUUUCCCGAGACUCCCCUCGGGCAAGGUCGAUCGGAGCAAGCUGAAGUCAGGAUACGAGGAGUCCAAGAGUGACGAUGGUGACUACUCUCCCGGCGAGUUUCAGGAUGAUGUCGAGCGUCAACUGGCACAAGUUGCUCAGGAUGUGCUAGGAAUUCGGCUCAGGUCCACCUCCACGCUAUCUGCAGCUGGUAUUGACUCUCUUGCGGCGAUCAGGCUGGCAUCUCGCCUUCGUUCGGCUGGCUUUCCCGUCACCGCCAUCGAUGUCCUCAGUUCCAAGACUCUCUCACACCUGCAGUCAGUGGUUCGCCGACAACAACACCAACAAGCAAUUGCCCCUGCCGCGACGAUGGAGAGCAGAGACGAGGCUUUAGAUCUAGAUCUGAUUUCUAGAGUUACCUCCAGCCUGGGGAUAAACAUUGACGCUAUCGAGGCCGUUGAGCCAUGCGCGCCCGUGCAAGUUUCCAUGCUUGUCGAGACGCUGAGCAACUCGAAAGCAUACUGCAAUUGGAUCGAGUUGCAGAUACCUGCCACACAUACUUCCGAUACGAUAGUAUCAUGGUUCCAAGAUCUAGCACGGUGCAACGAAGCAUUACGGACAGGAUUUGUUGUGCUUGACGGCAAUUUCAGACAAGUCAUCUGGAAAGACCUGGAUUCGAGUUUGAUAAGAACGGUGGAGAGCCUUGCCGCCCAGUAUCAAUUGGCUGAACCAGACCUCCUCAAACCUUUCUCCGUCCAGAUUCUAGCAGACAAGUCAUCUAAGCAUACCAGCGUCCUGAUGCAGAUUCACCAUGCCAUUUACGAUGGCUGGUCGCUUGACAUUCUCCUCUCCGACCUGAACCUCCUGGCGCGAGGUGACCAGCUUCCUCAGCGACCCUCCUUCCGACCUGUCUCAACUUACUACAACUCAACUGACUUCUCGCGUCAUGCUGACGCUGCACGAAGCUACUGGGCGGAGCACCUGUUGGGGUAUCAGCCCAGCUCAAUGCCUCAGCUAUUGGCUCGAAAAGUCAAGGGACGGCCGAUUUCCUUGGCUCAACGCACACUAAGUGUUGGGAUCUCAGAAAUUCUGGACGUGUCAUCUCUUCUUGACGUCAGCCCUCAGGUCCUCUUCCAGGCAUGUCUGCUGUGGCUCUGGGCCAGGCUCCUCGGAAAAGAUGAUGUAGUAAUCGGCAACGUCACCUCAGGCCGGACCAUUCCGGUCGAAGGCAUCGAGAAUAUCGUGGGUCCAUGUCUGACAUCUAUACCUUUGAGAGCCAAGAUUGGACAGGCCUAUACGAUCAAGGAACUGCUUCAAGGCAUUCAUGCCACGAACAGGGAGAGCCUUGCCCAUUCCAGCUUGCCACCCGUGGAAAUCAAGAAGGCCAUUGGCAUCGCCUCAGGCCAGCCUCUGUAUGAUACCCUCUUUGUCUACCAAGAAUCGAUCCCGAGUCGGUCAUCACGGGCUCAAGCUCCCGAGGUGCGGCAAAUUGCUCAUGAGGACUACCUCGAGACCAAACUUCUUGUAGAGAUCGAGCCGACGUUGCAAGGAUUCGAGCUACGGUUGACCUACCACGCAGAUGUGUUUCACCAUGACCACAUUCAGUUAUUGUUGAGACAGUUUGAGUGCACUCUUGCAUACAUUGUGAGGAACACGGCUCUGUGUAUCGACACUAUCUCAGCAUGUUUUCCUAAUGAUCUUCUGUCGACCUUCAAUCCAACCCCCAAGACGCUGGAUGGAUGCUCCGACAUAGCAGGUCUUUUUGAGAGGGCAGUGUCCCAGCAACCAGACAAGGAAGCAAUCUGUUUCGCCCAGUCGAUCAGUGACGAUACGGCUGACCUGAGGACGAUCUCAUACAUCGAGCUGAAUAGUCUGGUGAAUAGGAUUGCCCGGCACCUCAAGGCCUCGGGCACCGUGGAAGGCCAAGCCGUAGCAAUCGUCAUGGAGAAGUCAAUUAUGCUAUAUGCCGGGAUUUUAGCUAUCCUGAAAGCAGGCUGCGCAUACCUGCCACUCCUCCCAAGUACACCCAAAGCGAGAAUUCACACAAUUUUCAGCCAGGCCUGCAUUCAUCUCUGUAUCUCUGACGAGAUAUCUGGGUCCGACUUACCAGAAUUAGACGACUGCCAAUUCAUCAACCUUCGCGACUCGGAGCUCCAGGAAUACGGCGACGAGAAUCUCGGGACCAAGGUGGAUGCAACCCGGGUAGCCAACAUCAUAUACACCUCGGGCAGCACCGGUGUGCCAAAAGGAGUCUGCGUCACACAGCUCAACAUCUGCAGCAACCUUGAUGUCCUCUCUCGGAUCUAUCCUAUCAAACCCAACUCUCGUAUGCUGCAGAUAUGUUCUCAGGCAUUCGACGUCUCCGUCUUCGAGAUUCUAUUCGCUCUCACCCGGGGAAUGUGUCUUUGCGCCGGCACCAAUGACACAUUGUUCGCGGAUCUAGAAAGGUCGAUCAAUUUCAUGAACGUAACGCAUCUCAGCAUGACACCGACCGUAGCGUCUCUAGUCAACCCUCUGAAUGUCCCAGCCGUGGAAUUUCUCGUCACCUCCGGCGAGCCCAUGACCGCAGAGGUAGCCAAGAAGUGGGUUGGCAAGCUCUAUCAGGGGUACGGACCCUCGGAGACGACGAAUAUCUGCUCUGUCAAGAAAAUGUCUCUUGAGGAUCACAUCCGCCACCUCGGACACACUUUUGAGAAUACUUCUGCCUUUGUUCUGGGACCGAGCAGUGAGGACAUCGUGCCCAUUGGCUGUGUUGGAGAGCUCUGCUUCGGUGGUGACCAAGUCGUGGCCGGAUAUCUCAAUCUUCCCACCUCUACAAGCCAAAAAUUCAUCUAUCAUUCAAAACUUGGUCGCAUCUACAGAUCUGGUGAUAUCGGCCGAAUGUUGGCCGAUCGCUCGCUGCUGAUUGUUGGACGAAUCGACGACCAAAUCAAAUUGCGUGGGCAACGCAUCGAGUUGGGCGAGAUCAACAACGUUGUGGCGACAUCCAGCGAGGUGUCCAACUGCGUCACGCUCCUCGUCAGCCUGAGCGACGACAGCACGCAGCAUCUAGCCUGCUUCUGCGUCCUGAGAUCCAUCGAGAGCGGCAGUUUCCAACUUCUGGCCCCAGGAGAAAACCUGGAUGAGAGGAGUACGGCUAUCUUCAAUCACGUACGAUCUCGCUUGCCCAGUUACAUGGUGCCUUCAUACCUCAUCCCUAUAUCCAGCAUUCCCAUGACUUCUUCCGGCAAAGUCGACAAAACCAAGUUGCGAACAAUUUUCGGCAACCUCAGCCCCAGAGAGCUCGAGGCGCUCAGCAGCGCCAGUGCUGAUUCCGCGGCAACAGACGGCGAAUGGACUGAGGAAGACUACAAGAUCGCCGCAGUUGUAACCGGCGUCCUGAAAGUCCCUUUACAUGACAUCAGGCGAUGGACACCACUCACUAGUUUGGGAAUGGACUCUAUCUCGGCCAUUGCUGUCGCCAAGGGACUGCAGAAAUCCUUCUCCCGGAGGCUACCGAUCUCAAUCAUCCUGCAGGGUACCUCCGUGGCAAAACUUGCUACCAUACUCCACGAAGGGUGGACAGAGGCUGUUACGGAUGGUCAGAUUCUCGACGUUUUCCAGCCAGGCUUCAUCAAGGACAUCAAGCACAAAUUAAGCCUCCUAGGACAGAAUGUCGAGGCUAUUCUUCCGUGCACACCGCUGCAGGAGGCGAUGCUAGCAUCAUCUUCCAGCGCCGGUUCAUACCUCAACAAGAUGCUUUUCCGUUUGAUCGUCGAUCCAGGCCUCAUUAAGCAGUAUUGGUCUGCCAUGUUCCGAAGACACGGCAUCUUGCGCACAUGCUUCUUUAGUACAAAUGAUCGGGAACAUGUCGUGGCGCAAUGCAUACUUGAAGAGUAUGAGCCAGAAUGGAUGAGUCUUGACGCGUCACGCAAAUCUCUUGACGACGCAAUAUGCAAGCACGUUGAGGCGGUCUCUUCUGCCAUCGACACCUGCAUACCGCCAGUGUCUUUGGCUGUCAUACGGAAAGACGGGAACCAUUAUCUGUCCUUUGUCUGCCACCACGCCAUGUAUGAUGGUGUUGCAAUAUCUCGACUUCUGGAAGAGAUUGAACUUGUUGCCUCUGGUGCUGAGCUUCACCCAACGCCAUCAUACGAGCCAUUAUUGCAGGAGAUGCUUGCUUUACCGAAGGAUACAGAUCAGUUUUGGCUGCAACAUCUGGAAAAUUCGAGAUUGAAACCUCUGCCUCGGGCUUCUGAGACACGAGAGGGUCGCGACCAUCUGGGCCAAUCUCUGGAUAUUCCUCUGUCCAGUAUUGAGGCUAGUCUGAAGGCGUUAAACGCAUCCAUGCUUGUCCUUCUGCAAGCCUCCUGGAGUAGCCUUCUGAGCGUCGUCAUGCAAUCUAACGAUGUCUGUUUCGGCAACGUGGUCAACGGCCGCUCUACCACAGUCGACAGAGUCGAGGAGCUCGUUGCUCCCUGCUUCAACACUAUACCUACGCGCAUCGAUCUCCAAGGGAGACCACGGAACGUUGACGUUCUGAGAUACUUCCAGAAGCUCGGUCCAGAAAUCCUUCGUUAUCAGUUUACACCGCUCCGGCGGAUACAGACCCUCAUCGCUACGAAUGGGGCACGGCUAUUCGAGACCUUGUUGUUGCUGCAACAGCCUCCGCAGCCUUUGGAUGGAGGACUGUGGGUGUUGGAGAGCGAUGAUGGUGAGAUGGAUUUUCCGCUUGUUUGUGAAGUCAUCCCAAACCCUGGCCAAGACAAGUUGAACGUGAAGCUUCAUUUUGAUCGGUCCUACAUUUCCAACGCAUAUGCAUCUUUAAUUCAUGAUACCCUUUCCUACGUAAUAUCCAACUUUCUCGCAUAUCCAUCUUCACGUACCGUUUCCAAGGCUUCUCUCCCUCCUGUUCUCCGUGAACGAUUGGACACGCUCAACCUGCUCCAACCAACCAACACUGCUGAAAACACUACACUUCAAGCCGAAGCAGGUGAAAGCUGGGUUGAAUCAGAGGACAUCAUUCGCUCAGUGCUUUCCAAGAUCUCUAAUGUCGCAAAGAAUAAGAUCACUCGACAUACGACCAUCUUCAGGCUAGGACUCGACAGCAUCAAUGCAGUCCAGGUUGCAGCCAUGCUUCGAAAAGAAGGCUUCCCUUCCAUUACCGCGACAGAUAUUCUAGAGAACCCGACGUGCUCAAAGCUCGCUCUCAAGCUGAGGGCCAAUCCAGCCGACAAUACAAAGUUGCCGAGAUAUGAUCUUGCCGAGUUUCAACAGACGACCAAAACUUUGCUGCACGAUAGUGUCCCAGAUGGGGCCGUCGUGGAAUUAUACCUGCCCUGCACCACUCUUCAGAUGGGCUUGCUGACGGAGUUCGUCAAUUCCAAAGGCAAAGACUACCUCAACUUCGUCAGCUACAGAUUAGAUUCCGGCGUGACGGCCCAAGAAGUUGGUCGUGCCUGGGUGCAAGCCGUCAAAGUCCUCAGGAUCCUCCGUACAGGUUUUGAGCCUGUCGACCACGAGGAUGCAUCAUACGCCAUGCUGCAAUACAAAUACGAGGAAGAUGCUGUUCCUGUUCAAGUUUGGAGUGGUAGCGGUAGCUUUGACUUGAUAGCUUGGCGGAAGGCCGCCGCGCAGGAGAUAUUCGAUGACUUGCGUCGACCUCCUUGGCGGGUGGUGCUCGUUGAUGGCAGCUCAGGUGUCGAGAUGCAUCUUACCAUACACCACGUCCUCUAUGAUGCCCAAUCUCUGCAGGCCAUCUUGUCUGUUCUUGGACAAGCCCUCAACGGAGUGACUCUGCACAGCAAGACCGACCUCGGCUCCGUGGUGCAAGACAUUAUCACGCACACCUGGAACUCCAAAAAGACCGCCCAACCCUUUUGGGAGGUUUAUGCUCCCAAGGCGGUUGUUAACAAAUUUCCGGUAAUGACGCCUCUGAGGGGAGACCAGCGGGAAACAUGGGUCCAGUCAAGGACAGCAUCCAUAUCGUUACCAGCACUGGAGGAGGCUGCAAGGCAUGCCGGCUUCACCAUUCAAGCGAUAGCGGCGGCGGCGUGGUUGAGAAUUCUGUCCUCUUACCUAGGGGAGCCAGCCGUUGUCUUCGGUACCAUUCUCUCUGGCCGAGAUAUGGAAACGACACGAAAUGCAGUCUUUCCUUGCAUCACAACCCUACCAAUCAUCGCACAGAACGCCUCGUCGAAUCGCGAGCUCGUCGAGACAAUGAUGAGCUACAACGCUGGGCUCCAACGGCACCAAUGGACUCCACUUACAGACAUUCAACGAUGGCUGGGCCAUCCAAACACCAAACUCUUUGAUACGCUAUUAGUGUACCAGAGAUUUGAGAAUAGUGGUGAACGAAACAUACCGUGGCAGGUCACCGAUGAGUCGGCCAGUGUCGACUACCCUGCCUCCCUCGAGAUUGAGCCGCAGCAAGACUCCGUCGAACUUCGCCUUACAUUCUUCAGCGACGUUCUGCCACGUGAGCAAGCGGAGAUACUGCUGCAGCAAUUCGAUGCUGUGUUUUGCGAGUUGGCACAGAACCCGGACGGCAAUGAAAAUGACCUUCUCCAAGCGCACAAGGAAGUAUUUUCUGUCCUGCCAGCAGAGGAGCCGGAAUUAAAGUCAGAGAUCGGACUUCUCCAUGAAUUUGUGGAGGCCAGCGCGCAACUACAGCCAGAAAAGACAGCGCUUGAGUUUGUUUCAAGUUUCGAGGACGACCAACCCGUCUCGACAAAGUUCACUUAUCGAGAUCUGAACGAGAACGGUAACAAAGUGGCGAAUAUGCUGGCUCCUCAUGUCUCCGCAGGAGGGAUAGUAGCUGUCUGCUUUGACAAGUGUCCCGAAGCGCACUUCGCAAUGUUGGGUAUCUUGAAAGCUGGGUGCGCACUGCUUGCGCUGGAUCCAGGAGCACCAUCGUCUCGGAAAGAAUUCAUCCUGCAGGACUCAGGCGCUGCUGUGCUUCUGACAGACAAGUCGAGAAGCAUCGACAUAGGCUUCAAUACCUUGGUGCCCAUUGUCGUGAUAGAUAACGCGAACUUGAGAUCAGCAAGCCCUGGCCUUCCUAACCUCACGCGGUCGUUGACGCCACAGGAUCGAAGCUACUGCCUCUACACCUCAGGCACCACAGGAACCCCCAAAGGAUGCGAGAUCACGCACGAGAACGCAGUCCAAGCCAUGCUUGCUUUCCAGAAGCUGUUCGAGGGGCACUGGGACCAGGACUCCAGAUGGCUGCAAUUUGCAUCGUACCACUUCGAUGUUUCCGUGUUGGAGCAGUACUGGACGUGGUCUGUCGGUAUCACUUUAAUUGCUGCGCCACGAGAUGUCAUUCUUGAGGAUCUAGCCGGCAUGAUAUCCCGCCUUGCGAUCACUCACAUCGAUCUUACGCCCAGUCUGGCACGCCUAAUCCAUCCAGACGAAGUGCCCAGCCUCUGCCGAGGCGUCUUUAUCACGGGUGGGGAGCAGUUGAAGCAAGAAAUCCUAGAUGCAUGGGGACCAAAACGCGUCAUUCACAACUUUUACGGACCAACCGAGGCCACCAUCGGCGUGACCUCCUUUCCCUGCGUGCCGGUCAAUGGCAGGUCUUCCAAUAUUGGAAGGCAAUUUGCCAACGUUGGCUCGUAUGUUUUGAGACCCGGUACAGAUAUUCCGGUCCUGAGAGGUGGCGUCGGCGAGCUUUGCGUCUCUGGAAAGCUUGUCGGGAAGGGAUAUUUGAACAGGAACGAUCUCACUGCUGAACGCUUCCCAACUCUGGCUUCUUUUGGCGAGCGUGUCUACCGGACUGGCGAUCUGGUACGCGUUCUUCAUGACCGCUGUUUCGACUUUCUCGGCCGAGCCGAUGACCAGGUCAAGCUCCGUGGCCAGCGCCUUGAAAUCGGGGAGAUCAAUCACUGCAUCAGGUCUGGAGUUUCAGAGAUCACCGAUGUUGUCACUCUGGUGAUCCGCAAUGAGAAACAGCAAAAGGACCUCCUCGUCUCUUUCGUGGUCACAGCUCGCGAUCAAAAGUCGAAGGAACUCAAGAUCAUCACCGGACAGGAGGCAGCUGGCGUAGGUCAAAAUGUCCAGCGAGCGUGCCGCGAGAAGCUCCCUGGGUACAUGAUCCCUACGUACGUCCUGCUGCUGUCCUUCAUACCUCUGUCACCAAACAACAAGGCAGAGGUGAAGGAGCUGCGUGCUCUUUUCGACAAGCUAUCGCCCGAAGAAUUGGUGGCACCCUCUGCCAUCUCGACUACUCGUCUUGAUGAUGAUCUCGGUACAAGAAUUUGCAGCGCACUGAGUAGCAUGUCAGGAGUUGCAAGAGACACCAUCUUAGCCACCACUAAUAUCUUUGAGCUGGGUGUGGAUUCCAUCAACGUCAUGAGACUCGUGCGGGCGCUGAAGCGGGAGGGCAUAAAACAUGUCACUCCGGCGAUCGUCCUGAGGAAUUCGACGAUUGUUGAUCUCGCUCAAGUCUUGCAGUCUAUGCAGCUAUCAGCAGAGUCCCAGAGCGAUGUUCUUGAGGCAAGGCAGGCCAUCGAAGCUUGCCAGCACCGUCAUAGAGGCGCCGUAUGUCGGACCUUGGGUAUCGGCCCUGACCAGAUUGAAUACCUUGCGCCGUGUUCGGCAUUACAACAAGGCAUGAUCUCGCGAUCCAGGACCGAGGGCAAGAAGUGCGCUUACUUCAAUACAUUUCGGUUCGCAUUGGCGGAGGGAGUUUCGUUGUCGAAGAUUCGAGCAGCCUGGGAGCAACUUAUCCGCAACAACGCGGUGCUGCGUACACGGUUCGUGUCCUCGACAGAAGGCUUCGUGCAGGUGGCAAUGAAGGAGACACAAACGCCGUGGACCGAACUUGAACUGCAGGAGGGCGAAGACCUAGAAGCUCUACUAGAUGGUCGUCAGAUGUCUUGGGCUAAGAGCAACGGUCAGGAUAUCGAAUCGCCGUUGGAGUUCCUGGUCAUCCGUCACGGCGAGGCACGGAUGCUAGUCCUCCACAUCUUCCACGCAAUUUACGACGCAAACAGUCUCGACGUCAUGCUCCAUGAGGUAGCUCGACUGUACAGAGACCAAGAGGCCCCAGCCCAGGCACCUAGCUUCUUCGAUGCUCUGCUACACGGUCCGCUCAAGAAUAACUCGUCUUCCAAGGGUUUCUGGAUUGAACAUCUGCGUGGUAUCAGCUUGUGUCCUCUGCCCCAGCUAUCGGAGACCCCCAGUCUGCAAGACCUCAGUAUCUCUCGUCACAUUCCUUUUGAUGGUCUCGAGAGCGUCCGAAAGAAGCUGGGUGUCACACAACAAGCAAUCGUUCAGGCGCUGUGGGGGACUGCUUUACAGAGAUGCCUCGGCUCAGAUGUCACUUUUGGCAUCAUUGUUUCAGGCCGAUCGAUUGAUCUGGACAAUGUUGGAAUGACCAUGGGUCCGCUGUUCAACACCAUCCCCUACCAUCACCGUAUCCCUCAAGACCAGACCUGGUCAGCUGCCAUUCGUCACUGUCACCAAUUCAACACCACCACCCUGCCAUUCCAGCAUGUACCGCUCAGGGACGUGCAAAAAUGGUGUUCCAACGGCAAAUCACUCUUUGAUAUUCUAUUCUCCUUCCAAAAGGCUUCGACGUCACCAGAAGCCGUCCAAAGACUGUGGGAAGAGGUCGAGUCAGAUGUCAACCCGGAUUAUCCUUUGGCGUUCGAAGCGACUUUACUUCCUGGAGGUGCCUUACAAAUCUUGCUUGUGGCUUCGCGGGGGACUGCAGACGAGUCGGCGCUCAAUAAGCUUCUCGAGACUUUCGAGAAAAGCGUGCAAGCUGUGGUGGACAAUGUUGAUGGUCUGGUGCUGCCAACCUCAGACAGCGUUCUUGCUACCAAUGCCCUCCAGAACGAAGAAACCGGUGCGAGUGUUCUCUAUAGUUCACCGGGAGAAGACUUGCCGGAAUUCGACUGGACACCUCAAGCUGAAAUCAUUCGCAAAGAGAUGGCGCUUCUUGCUGACGUCGAAACUUUAUCCAUCAGUCCGCAGACAAGCCUGCUCGAACUUGGACUCGACAGCAUUGAUACCAUUAGACUAUCCGCGAGGCUGCGGAGGGCAGGUAUCACCUUGAGCAACAGUGAACUGGUAAAGGGGCAGAGCAUCCCGCAGCUUCUGCUCACUGUGCAAGCUAAAGAGGCAGUGAAGGGCGACACCCAUGACAGUGGCUACUGCUCGGACGUUGAAGACUCUUCAGCAUCCCUCAGACAAUAUCUAGAAGAGAGUGGCGUGGACCUUACUGCCAUAGAGGAGGUUCUGCCCCCCACGCCAUUGCAAGAUUCCAUGGUGUCUGAGAUGGUUCAGUCAGACUUCCAACUGUACUUCAAUCACGACGUGCUUGAGAUCUCGCCAGAUGUCGACGUGACCCGACUCAAGCAUGCCUGGGAAACUGUCAUUCGCAACUCGCCAAUCUUGCGAACAGUCUUUGUUGGGGUAGAGAGCCCAGCCUUUGAGUUCGCAUACGCACAGCUUGUCGUUGGCAACCCUCCGCUCGAGUUCAACGAGGUCGAGAUCCAGUCUCUUGAGGAGGUUGCAAGUUUCAUGGACCAGGCGCGCGCAAGGGCUCGUGAUGGCCGUGGGUUAUCACAUCUCCUGCAACUGACGUUUGCCAGGCAGAUGCAGAAGACGUACGUCGUCUUCUCCAUUGCGCAUGCACUCUACGAUGGCUGGUCACUGGGACUAUUGCAUCAGGAUGUCGAGGCUGCUUACCGUGGCACAUACGAAGCACCACGUGCAGCAUAUGCCGAGUAUCUCAGAGGCAUUGUUCGCUCUUCCAAAAAACAUGCUCGGCAGUUCUGGUCCGACUAUGUUUCCGAUGCCACGCCCACCAGGUUCCCUUAUCGCUCUGGGCCAACAAGUCAAAACGUCCACCGGGCUGAGGCAUCCCCGAAUGUAUCAGCCACGACUCUCAAGGCCUUUUGCAAGCGCCAUGCCAUCAGUCAACAAGUUGUCGCCCAGGCGUGCUGGGCGGCUGUGCUUGCAACGCAUUGUCAGCAUCUGGACGUUGCUUUCGGCGUUGUCUUGUCUGGCAGGGACACGGAGGCUUCUGAAGUGAUGAUGUUUCCGACCAUGAACACCGUCCCCGUCAGAGCGAUUCUCCAUGGAUCGGUCGAUGCCUUCCUGCGCUAUUUGCAAGACAAUAUGAACAGCAUCAACCAAUCGCAGCACUUUCCGCUGCGGAAAAUCCAGGCAAUGGUUCACGAUAGGCAGGCCAGCCUCUUCAACACACUGUUCAUUUUGCAAAAGGGCUCUCCUGGUUCUUCCGUUCCGAGCGACACCAGUGAGCCGUUCAUCACCUCCGUCGGGGGAUCAUCUGCUGUGGAGUAUCCCGUCUGUGUGGAGAUGGAAGUUGAGCAAGACAAGAUUGCGUGGCGGGCUGCCUGCGAUGAUGGAUACUUGUCAUCGGACGGGACGAAGCAGAUUCUUGGGGAACUGGAGUGUGCCCUGCGCUUCUUGAUAAGCUCAGCUCAAGGCGAUAUCCUUCAAUUCGAUGAUGAAGAGGUCUCAGUGUGCGGGCUGCCCUCGUUCCGACCAAGACAUUCAGCAUACGUGGGGCAAACAGAAGAAGAGAACUCCGACAAGGAGAAUGAUGAUGAUGGCGACGAUGGGUGGUCAACAACUGAAGAGACUGUCAGGGCCGUCCUCGCAGAGGUCUCUGGUGUCGAGAAAACAAGUAUACGCAGGAACCACAGUAUCUACCACCUUGGCCUCGACUCCAUCAGCGCCAUCAAAGCCAGCUCAAUUCUACGCAGGCGAGGCGUUGCCAUUAGCGUGAGGGAGCUUAUCCAGGCGGCCUCCAUCAAGGACAUAGCUGCCAAGGCUUCAGCAUCCUCCUCCUCUCUCUCCUCUCCAGCCUCAUCAGACCCAGAUUCAACCGAGAACCCAUCGAAUUGGAUAGACAAAGCAACGGCAGGCCUCAAGGUGGGGCAGCUUCUGCAGGCUGCUGGCAUCGAUGCCGUGGACGUGGAGGAAAUCAUGCCAGCCACUGCGAUGCAGACGCACAUGCUCAGCAUCUGGCAGAACACCCACGGCCUCGUAUUUUUUUCCGUUUUCCGCUAUCGGAUCUCAGGUAGCAGAGACCGCCAAGUCAUUGAUCGUGCCUGGAGGGCUCUUGUCGAGCAGCAUCCCAUCCUGCGCACAGUCUUCGUCGCCACCGGAUCUCGAGAUAUACCGUUCCUACAACUUGCACUCCGGUCAGGCUCAGCCAUCUCAAAUCCAUUCUGGGCAGUCAAUUUACAAGAGCAAAAUGAUGGCAACUGGGCAUUCAGUCUGAAAUUACAUCAUGCGCUGUAUGAUGGAGUGAGCCUCCCGCUGCUCGUGGACAGGUUCAAGAAGCUCUUGUCUGACGACGCGGCUACAAUCAGCGGUGAUGGACAGGAGGAAUCGCCCAUGUGGAAGAAGUAUAUUGGAACAACACUCGGCGCGCAAGCGGUGACCAGACGAAAGUCUUUCUGGGAAGACUAUCUUCGAGGGGUGCAGCCCCUCCCCCUCAACAUACAAGAUGUCAGCUCUACUGCAUCAGCAACAAGCGAACGCGUCAUCCUCUUGCGGCGUGCAGCACUCGCCGACACGGCAAAGCUGAAGACCUUGUGUUCCGAGAAGGGCAUCAGCAUACAGGCUGUGUUCCUCGCGGCAUAUGCCAAAUCCCUAGCAUCCAUGUCAGGCCAAGACAGGGACAGAGACGUCGUGUUCGGCGUGUAUCUCGCCAACAGAAGCGUCGGCCUUACGCUGCCGUACCCAACCCUCUGUCUCGUGCCUCUCCGUGUGCAUGCACCACAGGCCGCGGGCGUGGCCCAAGUGGCUGCCCAGAUCCAGCACGACCUUCAUCGCAUCUCCGCCGCGGAGAAUGUCUCGGUGGGCCUGUGGGAGAUCAAGGCGUGGACGGGCGUCGAGGUCGACUCGUUUGUGAACUUCCUAAGCCUGCCCGACGAGCCUGGAGAUGCGCGCAGCGGGGGGAAGGAGGAUGAUGACGACGAGGCCGCUUCUGCUGAGGGGGCGAACAUCCAUCUCGAGGAAGUCGGGUUCGAUGAAGCUGCCGCGCUGGGCCAGCAGAGCGUGGUCAUGGACCCGGGCCGACUGCGCUGGCUUGAGACUAACGCUGUUAGGGAUGCCUAUCCUGACGCUGUGGAUGUUGAGGCAUCAUUGCAAGUCGGGGGAGCGAUGGAUAUUGGAAUAUUUGGCUCUCGUGGUAAACUUGGUAAUAACAAUGGGGCUGGCAGUUUGGUGGACUUGAUUGUUGAGAAUUUGCGCGUGUAAAUUGCAUUUCUUUUUUUUCUUUUUCUGUUUGGUCUGGUUGUUUGUUUUGUUUGUUUUGUUUGUUUCUUGUAUCCUGUGCCUGUAUACACGCACAGAUGGCAUACAUGCUUCACAUUGGAGGGAUUUCCUAAGCAUACGCACAGGGCUUUCACAUUUAGACAAUAGCAUGACUUUUAGGAAUCAAUUUAGUUCAUUGUUCUCC
Messenger RNA from Cryphonectria parasitica EP155, 14935 nucleotides. RefSeq lists its product as uncharacterized. NCBI's taxonomy places the organism in Eukaryota, Fungi, Ascomycota, Sordariomycetes, Diaporthales, Cryphonectriaceae. Bases 1 to 14733 code for a protein of 4910 amino acids. Gene Ontology annotation, biological process: amino acid activation for nonribosomal peptide biosynthetic process; secondary metabolite biosynthetic process. Gene Ontology annotation, molecular function: catalytic activity; phosphopantetheine binding. The transcript is spliced from 3 exons. The record is from RefSeq and is a predicted model, not a curated record. Gene Ontology annotation, cellular component: cytoplasm.